CCUGAAAUCGACGACGUACGGGCACUCCCCGUGCCAACCACCACCAAAACCAUGCCCCUCGACACCUCAACAACCUACCCACUCACAAAACUCCGCCUGGACGGUCGACGAUGGAACGAACUCCGACUCCUCCAAGCACAAAUAUCCACCAACUCAGCCAGUUCAGGAUCCUCAUAUCUCUCCAUGGGCAACACUUCAAUAAUGUGUACCGUCCACGGUCCUCACGAGACCAGCGGCGCAGGUAGCGCGACCGAGGCUCUGGUCGACAUAGACGUGAAUAUAGCCGGCUUUGCAGGCGUGGAUCGUAAAAGGAGGGCUGGUGGAAGUGAUCGACAAUCAUCCCAACUUUCGACAGCACUCAAAUCCGCUUUCCAGUCACAUCUACAUACAUAUCUCUACCCGCACAGCACAAUCACGGUACAAGUCUCUGUCCUCUCGUCGGACGGCUCCCUUUUCGCCGCUGCUAUAAAUGCAUGUACACUCGCUCUCGUGGACGCUGGUAUCCCCAUGCCAGGACUCCUCUGUGCCUGCACAGCGGGUAUGAGUGGGAGCGCAUCUACGCCGCGCGACCUUUCCGGAUCAGACCAAGACCAGCUAGACCCUUUACUUGAUUUAUCCUUACCUGAGGAACAGGAGUUGCCGUUUAUUACAAUUGGGACUACGACAGCGUUGCCUGCUGGUUCUGCGGUGGGGGCGGAAGAUGAUGUGGAUGAUGAUAUGAAAGUUUCGGUGUUGCAUAUGGAGACCAGAGCGCAUACGUCGUAUUUAGAUGCUAUGCUUGCGGUGGGGAUUGAUGGUUGUAAACAGAUUAGGGAGAUAUUGGAGGGGGUGAUCAAGGGGUCUAAUGCGGGUGUUGCGCCGGUUUAUGGGGGUGGGGUGGAAAGUGAUAAUGACAUGGAUAUAUGA
Molecule: messenger RNA, 906 nt
Organism: Talaromyces stipitatus ATCC 10500
Lineage: Eukaryota; Fungi; Ascomycota; Eurotiomycetes; Eurotiales; Trichocomaceae
Product: exosome complex endonuclease 1/ribosomal RNA processing protein, putative
Exons: 2
Coding region: 52-906 (284 amino acids)
Biological process (GO): rRNA catabolic process; nuclear mRNA surveillance; U4 snRNA 3'-end processing
Cellular component (GO): nuclear exosome (RNase complex); nucleolus; cytoplasmic exosome (RNase complex)
Source: RefSeq, a predicted model, not a curated record